UAAUCAGCUGCUCAUAUAUACAUCAUCAUAUCGACUUAACUGAUUGUUAAUUAAUGGCAUUACUUAGCCCAACCACCAUGACAUCACAACCUUCUCUUCAAACCCUUCUCAAAUUCAUUUUGCAAAACCGAAUGGAAACAUGGCUUUAUGCCAUAUUUUGGCAAGCCUCCAAAGAUAUCGACAACCGUCUUGUUCUCAUGUGUGCUGACUGUUAUUUGCCCCCGACUCUUGAUUUGGAAGAUGUUUCUGAUACCCAAUGGUUGGUUAUGUCUUCCGUUGGAAUGCGUUUUCAGGCCGGACAUGAUGUCGUUGGCCAAAGUUAUAGCUCGGGAUCGUACGUAUGGUUGGCGGGAGACAUGGAGUUGAAGAAGUACAACACGAAAAGAAGCGAAGAAGUUCGAGCACAUGGAAUCAAGUCCUUGGUGUGUAUUCCUACUUCAAAUGGUGUUAUUGAAUUGGGUUCUUGUGAUAUUAUACAAGAAGACAUUGGUCUAAUUGAGUUUACGAAAUCUGUAUUCCAUCCAAAUAACCUUCGUCUCAAUAUUAAUUCGGCCAAUUUUGAUGAUGAAGAAUGUGAAAUCCCUAACCAAGUCCCUCAAAUUCAAUUAAGUGAAGAAGGCUUGGAAGAAGUAAUCAACAUGAAGAAAUCAAGGAUGUCAUCUUCAGAUCAUUCAUCUGACCGAUCAUCCACGCCAAAAAUGAACGUUACGAGUACUAUGCCAAAGAGGAAAGGGAGACAAGCAAAAGGGAAAGGCAAAGUUGUGAACCCACAAAUGAUGGCACCUGGGUAUCAUGUGGAGGCUGAACGACAACGAAGGGAGAAGUUGAACCAUCGGUUUUAUGCUCUAAGAAGCGUGGUUCCCUACGUUUCAAAGAUGGACAAAGCUUCUCUAUUAGGAGAUGCAGUUGCGUACAUCAAUGAGCUCAAAUCUAGAGUCCAAGAAUUAGAAAAUAAAACCAGAUCAGAGCCAGCUGUAUCCCCAGUAGUAGAAAGAUUGAUGAGAAACGAUUGCCAAAUGAAUUUCAACCACAAUGUUUCUAAUCUUGUUCACAGUGCAAAAGCCGUCAACGGGAAUUCAAUUGCCAACCAAGUUGAAAUGGAAGUGAAGUUAUACGGAUCGGAGGCAAUGAUCAGGGUGCAGUCAGCGGACGUCAAUCAUCCAACAGCAAAGUUGAUGGAUGCCCUUAGUUACCUUGAUCUUAAAGUUCGGUAUGCUAGUGUGUCAAGUGUGAAGGAUUUCAUGCUACAAGAUGUUAUCGUAAAAAUUCCUAAUGGGUGCACAACCAAAGAAGACACCUUAAAACUCGCUAUAAUUAACAAAAUGUACAUGAAUUAAUUAGUACAUGCAAUUAAUUAGUAAUCACCCUUAGCCUAGCCUAGCCUAGCCUAGAUACUCAACUUUAUUUUAAUUUGGCCGCAGAUUCUUAUAAAUUAAUUCAUAAGGCCGGCAAUUUGAAAGCAAAAUAAGUUUGCAUUUGAAAUAAGCGCGCAUGCUAAAGCAGCCGGAGUUGUUCGCUUGAAACUACAUACGUCUCGGAUGAUGGAUCGAGUCGUUUGUAAGUCGCUUCCAUAUCAUUCAAUUCUUCUGGGUGAAUGCCAUAUAUUGGUAUUAUUAAACUUAGAGAGCUUAUAUAGAAGCCAGGGUUUUACUUUACUUUGUUGAAUUUUUCAUUUCUCAUGUUUUUGUUUGAUUUUAGGGUAAUAUAUACUUAUGAAGGAACAGCUGUCUUUAUUAGUUUGCAUGUUGUAAAUAAUCUCCACGAAUAUAUAGUAUGUAUUUCUACUUUUUGUUA
Messenger RNA from Erigeron canadensis, 1794 nucleotides. RefSeq names its product transcription factor MYC2-like. Lineage: Eukaryota; Viridiplantae; Streptophyta; Magnoliopsida; Asterales; Asteraceae. Gene Ontology annotation, biological process: regulation of DNA-templated transcription. The coding region runs from base 54 to 1337 and encodes 427 amino acids. The transcript is spliced from 2 exons. Gene Ontology annotation, molecular function: transcription cis-regulatory region binding; protein dimerization activity; DNA-binding transcription factor activity. Gene Ontology annotation, cellular component: nucleus. The record is from RefSeq and is a predicted model, not a curated record.